Molecule: messenger RNA, 324 nt
Organism: Phycomyces blakesleeanus NRRL 1555(-)
Lineage: Eukaryota; Fungi; Mucoromycota; Mucoromycetes; Mucorales; Phycomycetaceae
Exons: 3
Coding region: 1-324 (107 amino acids)
Source: RefSeq, a predicted model, not a curated record
AUGUCCAAUAUUAACACAACUCUCCUCAACUCAAUUCAAAAGAUUGAGGUUGAUCUUGCCGAAAUCAAGCAAGCAUUGCGCGAGCUUCAAAGGCAAUUCAGCAAUCAAUUUGUGCCAGCAGUCAGUGCGGAAGAUCUAACUACAAUGCAACAAAGCAUUAUUGAGCAGAGUUCUCUUGAGCACAUUGCCAAGUCUGUGAAAAGAGCCCAGCUCACAGAGUACCCUGAUCAGCUCGAUUCUUCACGAGCAGGACUGGAAGGCGCGCUGCAAAGAAGUUCCACAAGGGCAGCCUUUGCCCCCAUUAGUCCCUCUUUCAGACCAUGA